UUCUUCUUUAGCUCUCAACAAGAAGAAGAAAGCAACAGUCUUUCUAUACCAAAACCCCACUUAUUUGAGUUUCUUGAUCGUUUCUUCUCAAUCAGAAAUGGAUUUUCACAGUCUUGCAAGGAAAGAGCUUCAAGCUCUCUGCAAGAAGAACAAGAUCCCCGCUAAUAUGACCAAUGUUGCCAUGGCUGAUGCUCUCAAAGCUCUUGAGAAGGUGGACGGACUUGAUGAAGUCAUCAAUGCACCCAGGUCAGAUCCUCAACAAUCCCCAGAAAAAACUGGUAAUCCGGAGCCUCGAACUGUAUGCCGAACCUCAACUAGGAGAAAACCCAUUAAUGUUGAGCCUGAAAGUUCACAACUUCCGACUCGUACUCGACGUACAACAAAAAAAACUAGUGCUGCUGAAGAAGCUGAACAAGAAAACAACAAUGAAAAUCUACUGGAGACUCCUGCGGUGUCAACUAGCCGAAGAAGGGUAACAGCUGCUUCAGCUCGCAGAAAAAUUGAUACCCAAUUGAUGGAAAGUGUAGAGGAUGAGAAAGCAGCAGUAGGUGAAGAGAAGAGUGAUGUACCGGAGACUCCAGCAAUACGGAGCUCCCGCAGUAAGGCCCCAGUAGUUUCAACUAAGAAGAAAAUAGAAGAGAAAUCGGUGCAGAGAGUUUACGGUACAAGGCACUCAGUGAGGUUGUUGGAGAAAAGCUUGGCAGAUUUGAGCGUGAAAGAGAAAAGGACAGUUGAAGUUGUGAAGAUUGAGGGGUUGUGCGAGGAAACUGACCACGUUGAACAGCAGAAGGGCGUGCCAGGAGGUGAUUCUGAGAUCGAUGAGUCACUAGAGAAUGAGGGUGAAUUGAAGCAUGAAUUUCAAGAGGAAAACAAGACUAUUACUGACCAUGAAGUAACAGACUAUGCGAAAUUGGAAAUAGGUUCCGAGAGUUGCACUAACUUGGAUAGUCAUUCAGGAUUAGAUGCAGAGGACAAAGAUGAUGAUAGUUCAGGUGAAUCACUUCUUCGGCAAGUUGAAACCUCAGACAGGGCGCUAGAUAUGAAUGACGAGCCCAUUCAUGAAAACGGACCAGAUGUUGUGAUAACUGAAAAUUCACAUUCUGUGACUGCUGCUUUGGAGCCAGAAACUGAGAGGGAAGUGACUGACAAUCAAGAUUCUUUGGUUGCACAAGUGUCCGAUGAUAGUGUUGCUUUUAUCAUGGAAGCAGAUCAUAUUUCAAUUGUUAAUGCUACUGAUGAAGUUUCUGAUGAAGUCGUUGAUUUAGUGACCCCUAAGGUAUCUGAAGUUGAGGGCCAAGUUUCUAUGGAAGUCAGGAACUUGUCUGAAGUUGUGAGCGAAUGCUCUAAGAUGAACUCAAAGGAAGAUGAGGUGCAUGGUAGCUAUGAUAUGGUAACUGAAAAUUCAGAGACUGUCAUUGCUGCUUUGGAGCCAGAAAUUGAGAAGGAAAUGAUUGAAAAUCGAGAUUCGUUGGUUGUACAAGCGUCUGAUGACAGUGCUAUGGAAACAGAACAUAUCUCAAUUGUUAAUGCAGCUACUGAAGUAUCUGUUGAAGUCGUUGAUUUACUGAACCCUAAGGUAUCUGAAGUUGAGGGCCAAGUUUGUGUUGAAGUGAUGGACUUAUCUGCAGUUGUGGGUGAAAGCUCUGAAAUGAACUCGAUGGAAGACAAGCAGCAUUUAGAUGCUGCCAGUGAGGAAGAUUCUGAUGGAGAUGACAUCGAGGAAGAGUCUGAUGGCUAUGAGACCGAUAGCAUAUGUGAUUCGAAUGUAACUGAAGCUAAAGAAUCAGCCAUGAUAGCCCAAGAGUUCAGCUCAUCAUCAGAUUCAGACAAUACUCCAAGAUCUGUAAAGCAGAAGAGCCCAUUCUGUUCUCUGAUCGCAGACAGUGAAGUUCCAGCAGAAGAAUGUGCCCAUGAUUCUAUUCAAACAUUGGACAAGAGUCCUUAUAAACCCCUAGUUUCUGGAGACACAAGCACAGGUAGCAUUGUCUCCUCGCCAUUUGCAAUCAACACAAUUCAGGUCCAGUUUCCUCGUCCAACGGCUUUAACUCCAAAGAAAUCAUCAACUAAGAAACAGGCAACAAUUCAGAAGAUCAUCCUUGCAGACAUUAACAAGGAAAACAUUGACAAUAGUGGAAGGAAAGUGGAGCCUAAGAAAAAUAAGACGAAGAAGCAGAACAACUAUGAGGGUUUUAGCCUAAAUAAGCUAAGGAAAGAAUUCAAAGAACUACGUAUUGCCAAAAAUAACAACGGAGGAAGAAAUGUCUCAGAGGUAGAAACUAGAUCAGCAUUACAGAUAUUGCCAGAGAAUUAAUUUGUAUGGCCGCUGCAGAAUCUCAGAGCAGAAGAACUAAAAAUAUGCCAUUACAUGAAAUUGCAGAGACCAUAUAUAUAAGCUUUCUACUGGGGGAUUCAAACCUUGGUUUGCCUCCUUUUCUGGUUUUCUGAUAUUCAAUUGCUUCAAUAUGAAAUUAUAUGUCAAAAUUUCAUUUUCCAUUUUUGGUCUUUAUAUAGGCUCACCCAGCAUUUCGCUGAUUGGUGAUUUUGAAUAAAAGAUACAGACAUCAAUAUUGCUUAUAAAAAAUUACUUCUUUUCAA
This is a messenger RNA of Ricinus communis (castor bean), 2595 nucleotides long. Its product is annotated as A-kinase anchor protein 200. The record is from RefSeq and is a predicted model, not a curated record. The coding region runs from base 98 to 2311 and encodes 737 amino acids. The transcript is spliced from 5 exons. NCBI's taxonomy places the organism in Eukaryota, Viridiplantae, Streptophyta, Magnoliopsida, Malpighiales, Euphorbiaceae.